GCGCAUCGCCUGGUGAGGCAGCGAUUGCCUUUGGCCGCCACCACCGCUCGAGCAAGGGCGAGCGCAUCGUUUGCUGCGGGAGUUGGUCCCUUUCAUCUCCCUCGGAGGUAUCUACCACCUAGACGGCGGCGAGAUGGAGCCGAGAUGACCUGAUUUUCAGUUUCAGGAUGUAGUUUGAACCUCAAAACUGUACUUCUCCAUACACAUGCCAAGAUGAUUCUUGGUCUCAAAAGUCAAGUUAAUGAUAAACAACAAAACUUUGGAGAAACAAGUAUGCCAGUUUCAUUGUUGUCCAAGCAUGAAGGCAAAGCAUCUAACAGGGAGUUUGAUAGGAAGUUGAGCAACGGUCCUGACAAUAAGCGUCCACGUUUAGAUCAAGCAGAAAGCUACACAACAAAUACUCAAGUUGAUGAUGGUAGCAUUAUCUUCCAAAAAAAAUUAGAUUUGAAAAGAUGCUCAUUUGCUGAUAAAGCACGGUUGAUCAAGACAAAGCGUAGUCUUGAUGGUAAAAGAAAUGAUAGGAAAAACUUCAGAUCGGGAACGAAAAUCAGAUAUGAUACUUUUUCAACAAAGAUGGGGUUUCCUGGCAUUGAUUCUACUUUUGCAGGAAACAACCUGUUAGGAGCAUAUGGACUAAAAUCUGAUCUCUCUGACAUCACAAGGCAUAUUGAUGAGGUGGGCAUUAGUGAACUUCUUGAUGGUAGUUACAGAUAUUCUAAUGUCAAUGCUGAAAAAGGAAAGAAACUCCCAGUUGUCUGUGAAAGUAUGUUGACUUCGCUGAGAAAGGCAAUCUCUCUUCUUCCCCAUGAUGGUCUGACAGAUAACAAUAGCAACAGAAAAGGACCUAUAUGCCUCGGUAAACCUGAUUCUUCAUCACUCAUUCAGGAUUGUUGCCACCCCAGUAAAUUUGUUGAUGAAUCAACCGCUACUAAGUAUCCUAAUGCAGGUGAUGCUGAUCUAUAUCAGCCAAAGAAAAUUCUUGAGCAUUUAGCCAUUCCUUCAGUAUUGGAUCUUAAUACUCUUCUAGAAGAUUUAUGUUUGCCUUCAUCCAUUUCGAAGUCCACUAAGCCCCCCAAAAAUCUCCAUGCAGCUAGCUUGCCUCCUUUUUCAUGGUCUAGUUUUCAUAGUUCAGCUUGCAAAUCUGCUGAUUCCAGUAAACAAGUUUCAUUUAAACAUGCAUAUCAGGGUAAAUGGGUUAGAAUUGAUUGCAAUUCUCUUCUCACUGGGGACAGCCAGAAUUGCUUUUUAGAUUUGGAAAUGUUAACAGUUGAUAGCAAUGAAGACCCAUUACAAAGGAGUAGUGCUCUUCAAGAUAAUCAUCUAGACUCGUCUCCUAAGUUUCUAUGUGGUCAGCCAUCAACCAUGGAGUUCCAAACAUCAAAUUGUGUUGAAGGGAAUAUUCCAGAUGAUACAAGGUUAGAAAAAGGAUCUAACUCAUCUGUGUUAGCUCACAAACAAUUUAAGUUGGUUGAAGACCACACCAACUGUUCAAGCACCAGCCUGGAAUGUGACAACAAAGCUAGUGGCCUGGUUAGAACUUCUGAAUCUGAAGCUAGUUUGAAGUUUCAAGGAAAGAAUCUAGACUUACCAGAUCAUGUAAGAACCACAUCUAAGUUAUGCAGUACUGGAGUUGUCCCGAAAGAUCUCCACACACUAAAUGAGCAUGUCUGCUCUGCUUCUUCAUGCUCCUUCAGUUGUAAAGAUGCUGGAGAAUGCAGCCGAAGUUUACGCAAUUUAUCUGCUUCAAAUAUGUCACGACAUGAUUAUCCGCCACGUGAGCUACUUGCUGCUGACAUAUUACUUGAGAUGGCAAGGCACGGGCGUGCCCUCAAAUUCCAAACUGAAGAUUUUGGAAAGAUAAGGUGGCCAAAAUCUUCUCCGCAGAAGGCCACGAAGAAUCAUAAGUCAAUAUCCCCAAUGGGGAGAUCAGAAUUCUUUAGAACGAGGAACCAUGAUUCUGUUCAAACUGCAGAUCGUCCGUAUUGGGAACAUAAGCUAGUUGAGAAGAAAAAUGACAUGAAAAAUGCUGGUGGAGCAACUGUAAAAAAUUCAGCUCAGUUGGAAGGCGAAGGUGGAGUUUCUCCUUACAAAUCGGAAAAGGAUCUACAGGUUGGUGCAAGGUCAUUGCACAAUAUUACUGUCAGAUCAGGGAGUUUGAUUCCAACCACACGAGUUGGAAAUAGUUAUGAAAGUCAUCAGAAGCUCAGGAAAACAACGCUAUCGUCAUUGACAGUUGGGACUUACAUCAAAGAUUGGAGUCGGGGAAAAAACAAGCAUGAAUAAUUCAUCUGCUUGCUAUAUUUUAAUCAGAGCACCAGUGCAAUCUUCCAUUACUGUGGAAGAGGACAGGAAGGGCUGCAGCUUGGAGGCAAGGCCGAGAAAUUGUAGAUUGCAUGAUCGCCUCCAUUCUCCAGUCGGGUUGUUUAAUUGGAGACUCAUGUAAUUAGAUGCUUUACGAUCGAGAUUCUGGUUACAUUACUGGGUUGUUUCAUGUGUAUUAUUCUAUCCUUAUUCUUUGCAAAGUAAAUUUCUAUCAGACACCCUUCAAAUUGAAA
Molecule: messenger RNA, 2555 nt
Organism: Zingiber officinale
Lineage: Eukaryota; Viridiplantae; Streptophyta; Magnoliopsida; Zingiberales; Zingiberaceae
Exons: 6
Coding region: 214-2283 (689 amino acids)
Source: RefSeq, a predicted model, not a curated record